Marchantia polymorpha subsp. ruderalis is the source of this 543-nucleotide messenger RNA. The record is from the annotation of a GenBank genome assembly. Lineage: Eukaryota; Viridiplantae; Streptophyta; Marchantiopsida; Marchantiales; Marchantiaceae.
CCUCCUUUCUCCCACUCUCGAAUUCUGUCACCUGCAACGAUGCAGAUCUUCGUGAAGACCCUCACGGGCAAGACUAUCACGCUCGAAGUCGAGAGCAGUGAUACCAUCGACAAUGUGAAGACCAAGAUUCAGGAUAAGGAGGGAAUUCCCCCGGACCAGCAGCGUCUGAUCUUCGCUGGAAAGCAGCUCGAGGAUGGCCGCACCUUGGCUGACUACAACAUCCAGAAAGAGUCUACCCUCCACCUUGUUCUGCGUCUACGAGGAGGAAUUAUUGAGCCCUCGCUCAUGGCUCUUGCCAGGAAGUACAACCAGGACAAGAUGAUCUGCCGCAAAUGCUACGCUCGUCUACACCCUAGGGCUGUCAACUGCAGGAAGAAGAAGUGUGGACACUCUAACCAGUUGCGACCAAAGAAGAAAAUCAAGUAGACCAUCUUUCAUCUGGUUUGGGAGCAUGCCAUCAAUUUUGUCCACGAAAUUCUGGAGUGUUUCUAAUUGUUCAAUAAAGAGACUUUAUUAUGAAUCAAGACUUCUCCACUAUCGACA